This is a messenger RNA of Candidula unifasciata, 348 nucleotides long. The record is from the annotation of a GenBank genome assembly. Lineage: Eukaryota; Metazoa; Mollusca; Gastropoda; Stylommatophora; Geomitridae.
AUGGCUACCUUCGCUGUGAGAACCAGAAAAACUAGAAAGUCCGAUGGCAUAGCUUACAGCGAACAGUCCUUGCGACAGAAUGCAUUUAUACUGGAAUAUUGUCGCACAUCAGUGUCUGCUCUCUCUGGGGCCACAGCAGGAAUCAUGGGAUUGACAGGAUUGUGGGGGUUUAUAUUUUACUUCAUCACUGCAUUGAUACUGUCGAUUCUCUUACUUGUAAAGGCAGGUGCUCAGUGGAAUUCUUAUUUCAUAACAAGAAAAGUGGUCUUUGACAGUGGCUUGUUUGGUGGACUUUUUACAUAUGUUCUUUUUUGGACGUUUCUCUACGGAAUGGUCCACGUGUAUUAA